Messenger RNA from Dromaius novaehollandiae (emu), 4425 nucleotides. Its product is annotated as peptidyl-glycine alpha-amidating monooxygenase-like. The record is from RefSeq and is a predicted model, not a curated record. NCBI's taxonomy places the organism in Eukaryota, Metazoa, Chordata, Aves, Casuariiformes, Dromaiidae. Gene Ontology annotation, cellular component: membrane; extracellular region. Gene Ontology annotation, biological process: peptide metabolic process. Bases 803 to 3772 code for a protein of 989 amino acids. Gene Ontology annotation, molecular function: protein binding; copper ion binding; peptidylglycine monooxygenase activity. The transcript has 28 exons.
CGGCCCCGGCGGGGGCGGGGCGGGCGCGGCGGCAGGAAGGGGGUCGCGGCGGCAGGAGCGGCGGUUGCGGAGCAGAGCAGCGCAGCGCAGCGCAGCCUGCGGGGCGGCCGCCGGCAGUGCGCAGGCAGCGCGGCCGGGAGCUGGUGCCGCGGCGCGUUUUGCUCCGUCGGUUUUGCCCGGCGUGCGUUUCACGUCAAAUCUGCUUGCCCGGUGCCCCAGAACUCGGGUUUGCGCCUGCUCUUGGCGAUGCCCGUUCACCAGUCGAGUGGCCGAGCUGUGGAAAUCGCUGUAUAAACCAGCCGUCCCCAAGCCGAGCCCAGCGGCGAGCCGCUGCGUCCCCCCGGCUGCCGGCACGGCCCCGCGGAGCCCGCGGGUACCGGUUCUGAAGGAUGACUGACGUGGGUUUCUGUGAUGCCACUUAGAGUCUCUGUCACUCUGGACUGAUAAGUAACCUGCAGAUUUCACUGUACGUACGACAUGGGGAGAAAGCAUCAGGAGUGCCACUCCGCUUCAGCUCCUUAAGUGGACGAAAGUACAGUGUCAUCUAUCUGCAAGGGAAGAUUCUUCAACAGAUUUUUACAGCUAAUAAUAAAGACAACAUAGCAUCAUCCACCUUCCUGAUUUACAGUGCAUCACCUUCCAAGACAGAUGGUCUGUCAAAAGCUGUAGGAUGCCUGCAGAGCACACAAUAAUGAAGUAGUGAAUUGAUAUCGCUGCUGCUGCCUAAUUGUCAGGAUCACAGCCGAGAGCUGCGCUGCCCUUUUUCUGCUCCCUUAAUCGGGCCAGGAACAGCAGGGUGGACAUGGCUGGCCUCGUUAACAACCUGCUAAUACUGUUUCUUGUUUUUCAAAACAGCUGUUUGGGGUUCAGGAGCCCACUUUCUGUCUUCAAGAGGUAUAAAGAUACCACUAGGUCUCUUUCCAAUGAAUGCCUCGGAAGCAACAGGCCAGUGAUUUCACUUGGUCUGUCAGAUUUUGCACUGGACGUUCGUAUGCCUGGGGUGACUCCUAAGCAGUCUGAUACCUACCUCUGCAUGUCACUACCCCUCCUGGUGGAUGAUGAAGCCUAUGUAGUUGACUUUAAACCUCAUGCCAGCAUGGACACUGUCCAUCACAUGUUACUCUUUGGAUGUAAUGAACCCUCUUCUACUGAAAGUUACUGGGACUGUGAUGAAGGAACAUGUAAGGACAAAUCUAAUAUUUUGUAUGCUUGGGCAAGAAAUGCUCCACCUACCAGGCUGCCCAAAGGUGUCGGAUUCAGAGUUGGAGGAGAAACAGGUAGCAAAUACUUUGUGCUCCAGGUACACUAUGGUGAUAUCAGUGCAUUUAGAGAUAAACACAAGGACUGCUCUGGUGUAACUUUACAUCUGACACGUCAAAAGCAGCCUUUGAUUGCUGGAAUGUAUCUUAUGAUGUCUGUGAACACUGUAAUACCACCAGGUGAGAAAGUGGUUGAUGCAGAUAUUGCCUGCCAUUACAAAAGAUUUCCAAUGCACCUUUUUGCCUACAGAGUUCAUACACACAGACUAGGUAAAGUAGUAAGUGGAUACAGAGUGAGAAAUGGUCAAUGGACAUUGAUUGGUAGACAGAGUCCACAACUACCACAGGCGUUCUAUCCCGUGGAGCAUCCUGUAGAUGUUCACUUUGAUGAUAUCCUAGCAGCUAGGUGUGUGUUCAGUGGUGAAGGCAGAACUACAGAGACACAUAUAGGGGGAACAGCCAAUGAUGAAAUGUGCAACUUUUACAUUAUGUACUAUAUGGAAGCCAAACAUGCUGUCUCAUAUAUGACCUGUACACAGAAUGCAAACCCUGAGAUGUUCAGGAACAUACCACAGGAGGCAAAUAUUCCUAUUUUGGUCGAGUCUGAUAUGCUAAAGAUGACACAUGGACAUCAUGAAGAAAGCAAGGAUGCUGAUAAAAGUUCUUUGCUGCAGCAGCCCAAAAGAGAAGAAGAGGAGGUUUUGGAUCAGGGUGAUUUCUAUUCACUCCUUUCCAAGCUGCUAGGAGAAAGGGAAGAUGUUGUUCAUGUGCAUAAGUAUAACCCUACAGAAAAGGCAGAAUCAGAUCUUGUAGCUGAGAUUACUAAUGUAGUCCAAAAGAAGGAUCUUGCCAGAGAGGUCACAAAUCACGAUGAGAGGGGCAAUGCUAUUCUUGUCAGAGACAGAAUUCACAAAUUUCACAGACUAGAAUCUACCUUGAGGCCAUCAGAGAACAGACGUUUCUCUUUACAACAGCCUAAACAUGAUGAGGGAAGCUGGGAAAAAGAACAUACAGGAGAUUUCCACAUAGAAGAGGUUGUCGACUGGCCUGGGUUAAACCUCAAACUGGGCCAAGUUUCUGGGUUGGCCGUGGACCCUGAAAAUAACCUUGUUAUCUUCCACAGAGGUGAUCACGUUUGGGAUGAAAACUCUUUUGACAACAAAUUUGUUUAUCAGCAACGAGGAGUUGGACCAAUUGAACAGAACACCAUUCUGGUGCUGAAUCCAAGUAAUGCUCAACUGCUUCAUUCCAUGGGCAAAAAUCUAUUUUAUUUACCACAUGGUUUGAGUAUAGACAAAAAUGGUAACUACUGGGUCACUGAUGUAGCUCUCCAUCAGGUUUUCAAAUUGGGAGCAGAUGAUAAAGAACCAUUACUGAUCUUAGGAACUGCUCUGCAACCGGGCGGUGACAAAAAUCACUUCUGUCAACCAACUGAUGUGGCUGUGGAUCCGAUCACUGGCAGUAUUUACGUAUCUGAUGGCUACUGUAACAGCCGAAUCGUUCGGUUCUCUCCGAAUGGGUUGUACAUCCAGCAGUGGGGAGAAGAGACUUCUUUAGAUGGAGCCAAACCUGGGCAGUUCCAUAUCCCUCAUAGCUUAGCCCUGAUCCCUGACUUCAGUCAGCUGUGUGUCGCAGACAGGGAAAAUGGUCGAAUCCAGUGCUUUAGAUUAGAGACUGGGGAGUUCAUAAGAGAGAUCAAGCACAACUCAUUUGGAAGGGAGCUGUUUGCCAUUUCAUAUGUUCGAGGUGGUCUUCUCUUUGCAGUUAAUGGAAUGCCUUAUCCUGGAGAGACAGAACCAGUGCAAGGAUUUGUGAUGAACUUUUCUACUGGAGAAAUAAUUGAUACUUUCAGUCCCAUUAGAAAGGCCUUCACAUCAGGAUCUCCUAUGAUUUCCAGUCUAAGGACCAGUCUCAAGUUCAAGACUUUUGAGAUGCCACAUGAUGUUGUUGCUUCAGAAGAUAAAACAGUAUUUGUUGGAGAUGUUCAUGCUAGAACAGUAUGGAAGUUCACAUCCACAGAAAAAAUGGAACAUCGGUCAGUUAAAAAGGCUGGCAUUGAGGUGCAGGAGGUAAAAGAAACAAUUAUAGAAACCAGCCUGAAAAACAAUCCAGAAUCAAAAGAGCCUCUAAAGAAGGAGGAAAAACAGCAUGUGGUCCAACAGGCCAGCACCAGAGUUUCCUUUGUUCUUAUUACAACUCUUCUGGUUAUCCCUGUCGUUGUCCUGCUGGCAAUUUUAGUAUUUAUUCGGUGGAGGAAGACAGCAGUCUAUGGAGCCGAUGCAGAACACAAACUUGAUUCAAGUUCAGGCAGAAUUUUAGGCAGACUUAGGGGGAAAGGUGGUGGUGGCCUUAACCUUGGUAACUUCUUUGCAAGUCACAAGGGCUACAGCAGAAAAGGGUUUGACCGGCUCAGCACUGAAGGAAGUGAUCAAGAAAAAGAUGAAGAUGAUGGCACAGAUUCAGAGGAAGAGUAUUCGGCACCUCCACCCCCCCCAGCACCUUCAUCAUCCUGAAAGCAGCCUUUGAGUUCUCCAUUAUAUGAUUCCACCCAGAAUGUCAGAUUCCUUUUUCCUAAAGCACGUUUAAGAUUUUGUGUAUUUAAUUGUAAACUGUACUAGUCUGUGUGGGGCUGUACACUGGUUCCUUUAUUUUUUUGUUUGGUUUUAGUUUGGUUUCUUUAAGUGGAGGAGUGUAUGGAAGUUUCAUAUCAGUGCCGUUGUUUUUAUGUGAACAUCUUAAUAAAGCAAACAGUCUUCUUUUAAUUGCAGCACUAAUUUAAAGCAGUAGUAUUUUCUCAUCUCAAUUUUGAGACCUUUUCUGUAUUUGUAAAUAAGUCCCAUUAUCUGCUUUAUCCAGAUAUUUUCCCCAUAACUCUUUAGUUGCCAGUUUCUUUUUUGUGCCUUUCCUCUUCAAUGUCCUUAACCUGUUGCAGUACAGAGAAAAUACAGUGCCACAAGAAAAUGAAGCUGCUAAAUCUUCUUCUAUUUUUUUAAAAUCACUAACGUUAUAUUGCAUUGAAGGAAAGAAAAAAGUAUCUAUUUAAUUUUUUUCUUCUUUCUGACUUGAUGUGUUUCCGGGAUGUCUUAUUUUUAGAUGGUAUCACUGUUAGAACACUAUUUUCAGAAGCUGAAUGUAAUUUGUGUAAUAAAGUGUUCGCAGAGCAUUA